Molecule: messenger RNA, 893 nt
Organism: Mercenaria mercenaria
Lineage: Eukaryota; Metazoa; Mollusca; Bivalvia; Venerida; Veneridae
Exons: 2
Coding region: 276-893 (205 amino acids)
Source: RefSeq, a predicted model, not a curated record
UUUAUUUAUAAAUAAUUUCUUUUAUUUUUCUUGGAAAACCCGUUUCUGAUGCGUUGCUAUGCAUUUGGUUAUCCUCGGGACGUAUCGUUAGGCGAACGUCUGGUUCCAAUCAAGCAUACUAUACUUUAUCGUCUAACACCGCUUAGCCGGGAACCAACCUAAAGUCAUAUAAAUAUCACGAAACCCGUGCAACUGCCACUUGGUUCAAUACCGUUUAGCUGGACUCAACUAAUUUAGCUUACGAACUCGGACUUCGUUUUCAAAGCUUACACACAAUGCCACGUGGUCGAGGGAGAUUUCGCAGGAGAGGAAACAGGCAAAACGCACACCAAGAAGCACAUAUGAUGUUGCGUCGUCGGGACAGGCCAGCUGCCGACAUAAAUGCUGCAAAUUUGGGUUGUAUUGCACGCCAAAACAACGCUGAAAACGACAGACUGCGUCGUCGAGACCGGCAAGCUGCCGUCGUAAAUGCCGCUGCAAAUGUACGUGUAGAGGCCCUGGAGAACGAUGGAGAGGCUGAAGUUGCUGUCCAAAAUGCUGAAAUCCAGACUGACCCACCACCGGAGGACCCUCGUGGCCAGAAAAGGACUGCAGAUGACCUUGAUGAGGAUAGUAACGACCUGCUGCAGCCCGACUCGGACGUGUGGAUAUUGGGGGAUUCGAUCCCAUACUGGGCAGGAGUUAGAGCCAGAACUACUGGAAAGCCAAACCUCCGCUUGCCAGGUAAGACCAUUGCUUGGCGGGCGGUUAGAGGCCUGCGCUGGCAAACGCUCCGCAAUUGUAUUGAGGCUUCAGUAUUAUUAGCUUCUCCACCAAAGAUCCUCGUAAUCAACCUUGGAGGAAACGAUAUGACUUCUCGAUCUAUUUUACAGACAGAUCAGAAACGUUAUUGA